Molecule: messenger RNA, 1574 nt
Organism: Guillardia theta CCMP2712
Lineage: Eukaryota; Cryptophyceae; Pyrenomonadales; Geminigeraceae
Exons: 15
Coding region: 1-1557 (518 amino acids)
Source: RefSeq, a predicted model, not a curated record
AUGCUGGAGAGCGACAAGGGAGGGAAGGUGGAGGAGCUGGCGAUGGAGGAGGCGGUGAGGGCGCAGUGGAGCCGAGAGAGCGACAGAGAUGCUGUCCUCAAGAAGCUGCGAGAGUGUGGUCUCCGCAGCUACCUCGGCCUCGUCAAGUGCAUCGUUUCGCCUACAUGGCACGCUCGAAUCCCACGAUCGUGCCGGCUGCGAGGGAUCCCGACGCUGAUCAAUGUGCUGAUCAGCGACAAGAUCAAAGGUGCCAAACUCCUCCGCUCGCAGUCUCUCCGCUCGCUCGUCGCCAUGGGGACUCUAGCAUUGAACACCAAGCCCUUCUUGAUAUUGUCGACUGUGCGCAGCUUAGGGUUGACGUGCGAGGGGGACAUGAGAGCUCUGCUGCUGAUGCCUGCCGAGUUGCUCGAAAGUGAGGAGAAGGAGUUGCAGAAGGUCUUGAGGGAGUCCCUGCUUGCACUUGUGCCGUAUGAGGUGGGAAACGAGGAGACGAAGCUGAGUUACUUCAUGUCUCACUUCUGGGAGGUCGAGCCGGGGCUUCAGCUCGUCUUGAGUUCGGCAUGCGACAGCGAGGGAGAGGGCAAGCACCUUAAAGACUCGCUGCAGCGAUGUGGAGUACACGGGCUGGUGGACUUGAUGCUGACGCUGUUCACGAGUGUGGAUGAGGUGCACGAUGCGAGACAUUGUCUGCUCGGGGAGAGCACGCUGCUGAAUCAGCUGCUGCUACUCCGAUGCGGCAAACAGAGCAUGCUGACCAGCUCCUGCCUCCUCCGGCUGGCAAGACUGACAGCACUGGAGUCUGCGGACGGCUCGAGUGGGCUCAUCUUCACCGCUCCCCAUGGCAUCUUCCUGCAUAGACCUGGGCAUGCUGACCACAAGGCUGAGGUCUACACGUCUACCCUCGCGCAGACCCUGGCGCAAGACGUCGACGCCUCCUUCGUCAUUUGGUCGGAGCAGGAGAGGAGCCGAUCAGGUUUCUUGCAGAAACCCGAGCCGUUCAACCAUGAUCCCAACUACGUGCCUGAUGACAUCAUCGCUGAAGUUCCUUUCUACCGCUUCUGCCUGCGGCAUAUUCGCCGGUUCCGCAACAGGCGGCAUGGAGUGCUGCUGGUAGACGUGCAUGGACGUCGGGAUGUGAUUGCUCGAGCAGACGGGAGUUGCGAUCAGUCGGAUUGCGACAUUGGGGUAGGAGCAUUGGAGUACUCCUCCGGCAAGGAGCAGGACAGACUCAAAGCUGCCGCACUGCGAGAGAGCUUGUCAAGGUCCUUGUCGGAGCUGUUGGGAGCCUCGGGCUUCACCGUCAACAGCCACCCGAAGCUCUCGGGCUUCAUCUCCUCCAUCAACCGCAGGGUGGACGAGGACGAGCCGAGGUACAACACGAUGUCGAUGCAGGCGGUGAGGAUGGGACUGCCGGCAGUGCAGCUAGAGCUGUCGCUGAGGCUGAGGAAGGCGCUGAGGAACGACGAGGAUCUUCGAUGUCAAUUUGCUCAUGCACUGCUGGAGAGCUCCAAGUCUGUUGCGUUUGAGUACCAGCCGAUACAAACAGAUAGAAAAUGAAAAAGAGGAUGAGGAUG